UGUAAACGAUAUCUCCCGGAGAGAGGUAUCUUCGUCAAUCUAUACAUUGUCUAUUUAAAUUCAUAAAUAAUAUUGUAUUAUAUUGUCAUGUAUGUUGUUCGGAAAAUAAAAAUAAACAUUUUCUUGGUGGUAUAGUGUUUUCUGUAUGUAUAAAUAAUAUGUUCUGUGGUUGUUGAGUGUAUAUGACUAUUCGGCUCCAGAAUGUCUGAUGAAUUAGAAGCCAGAAUGUGGGAUGAAGGUGGGUCCAGAUACGAGAGCAGAAGUCGGGGGGCUUAUUUUGAGUCCGCAUUUGCUUCUUCAGAACAUUUGGAUCGCGCGCCCUUGUUAUCAGAGGAGAGCUACACGGAGGUGUCGGUGGCCGUGGCGCCUGAUGCUGAGGAGCAUUGCCACUGGCCCAGAUCUGAACCGCCAAGUGCCGUACCACAACUGUUGGCCGCACUUAUACUGUGUGGUAUAUUUAUGAUCUGUGAAUUGGUCGGCGGUUACCUGGCGGGUAGUCUUUCCGUCAUGAGCGACGCUGCUCACAUGUUAAGCGACUGUGGCGGAUUCGCCCUGGCCUUGCUGGCAUUCCGCUGUGCCAAUCGACCCCCGGAUGCCACAAUGUCCUAUGGCUACCGAAGAGCUGAGGUACUGGGAGCGAUGACGUCAGUUCUUCUCAUAUGGGCCCUAACUGGUAUAUUCGUGUACGUGGCGGCUAUCCGGAUACACACGGGGGAGUACGACAUAGAACCGGACAUGAUGAUGCUGGUGUCGGGCUGUGGGGUGGCCUUCAACAUCGUGCUGGCCCUGGUGCUACAUGGAUGUGCCUCUGAUAUUGCGCACCACCACUCUCACGGAGGGGCGGCGUGUUCCCACACCAGUCCCAAGUUCCGUCUUUUCAGACGUGAACAGAAGAACGGUGCGGUUGCCAACGGGGACUACUCAAUGAAGGACUUGUCGAGCACUGAAGCACACGUCAGUGGAGGAAAAACCAGGAAUAUAAAUCUUCGCGCUGCACUUAUCCACGUGAUCGGUGAUCUCAUACAGAGCUGUGGGGUUCUACUGGCAGCUGUACUCAUAAAAAUAUACCCGGACGCGAAGGUCAUUGACCCCGUGUGUACGUUCGUGUUCAGUGUUCUGGUGCUGAUGACGUCAGCCAGGGUCGUCAGGGACGCCAUCGCGGUCCUCAUGCAAGCGGUGCCCGGAGACUUUAGGUAUCGCGAGUGUGUCGCCGCCCUGUCAGCUGUUAACGGUGUGAGACACGUCCACUCUGUGCACGCGUGGGCUCUCUCUACACACCACACUGUGCUCACAGCACACAUCGCUAUCGACGAGCUGUCCGAGUGGGAGUCCGUGCUGUCCAGCUGUCAGCAGCUAGCUCGUCGGCAGUUCGAUGUGAGCAGCGCGGCCUUCCAGCUGGAGAGAUACAACACGGCCAUGGACACCUGCACCAAGUGCAUGCAGCCCGCAGCUGGGCCCUGACCGCCGAACACGCUCAGCCGACCGGGAGCCGAUUAAAUGACAACGGCUGAGCGACGAAAACGAGGUACGGAUUAAAAUAUUAUAAAUUAAAAAAAAAAAUAAACACUACAUUGACUAAAUUAAUGACUUUUGUUGAGAUUUAGAUCGGUGGGAUAACGUGAAUUUACAUACACAGGAUAUUAGGUCUAGGCUACAUGUAUUGGAUGGAACUAAGGAUAUGCGUACAUUUCCUUACAAUUAUUAUACUUAUAUUAUGUAAGGGCUUAGUACUUAUUGAGUUAAUGUAUAUAAUUUCUUAAAAAAACUAAAUUUAAAUAUAAUCAGUGUCAUGUGCAAUAUUUUUUAUUACAUUUGUCUUCCUUUUAUAGUCUUUAUUUCUUGAUACCUCACCUGUGACUUCAUUAUUAUUAUAUAUUCUGAUUCUCAUAUUAUACGUUACUGGCGUUCGAGGAUUCGAGGAUUCUUAAAUCCCGGUAGUUCUCGGACGAUCGUUUUCGAGACUCUUCUUGUUUAAGAUGCGAUUGUGAUAAUAGACGCUAAUAUUAAGCUAAAUGUAUUCUUAGUUGUAAGCUACGUUCUGUUAACGAGACACAUUACGCAACAUUCCGAAGAAAAAAAGUAUUAAAAUUCAUUGUAUUUUUUAAAAUUUUCAAUCAUUUAUAUAAAAACUAUUAUAAAAAAAAACUCAUAUUUUUAUUAAUUUAUUUUCAAUGUCAGAUAUAAUAAUAGUUUUUAUUUAAAUGAGUUUGUUAGUUAUAAGAAAAAAUAAUAUUAACUGUAGCUGAAAUCUGAAGAAUUUGUAUCAAUUAAAUAGAAAUGUACGCUUUUUGGUAGUCUUUUGGUAGAUAAUAAAAUCAUUGGCUGAUUUUUCUAGUUCGAAGUAUUAUUAGUGCCAAAGUAAGAAAUGUACACUCAUACGAGUAUAGUACAUCUAGACACACUUGUUGACCUGCAUAAACAAUUUUAUGUGUUCGUUACUAUUUUUAUAAAUUAUUUCAUAGAAAAUUUUAAUAUUUACUUAUUUUUUUUUUUUGUGGUAUCGAUGUUUGCUUUAAAGUUGGUACAAUAGUUAAUUUUUAUUAAGAACUGUCAAAUACGUACGUUCUCAGAAUUGAUUUCAACCGGACUAUAAACUUUUGGCGCCAACUAAAUGUCACUGUCAAAACCUGAAGGAUAUUUUUUUGACGUUAAUUAUAAGUAAUUACUUACGGCGUUAGAUUGUUUUCACACAUAUUUAUUUAUUGUAUAUUGUUCUUUUUUGAAAUGAUGAUAUUAUAUUUUAUACAUAACUUACAAUGACAUGAAUUUAUUAUUUGUUUUAUUAUUUAAGUUAUUUGUAAGUUAUCUCAUGCUCAAAAGUAUUUAAUUUAUUUAGAUGUGUUGUAUAGAUAGUGUUGUUAUUUUUUAUUGAAUAAGUGAAUGUUAGAAGGACGUAUGUAAUAGAUAAUUCUUAAUAUUAGGGAGCUGUAGUUUAGCUGUAAGCGUACAAAUCGGUUUUCUGGGACAAUUUAUUAUGUGAGUAUUGUGCUUUCUUAAUUAUUGUAAUUUUAAGCGCCAGUCGCAGCUUAUAACAAAAACUCUGUUUGAUUUUAAUGAUAUUCUUAUAUUUUGAAGUAAUAAUUAUUAUAUAAGAUUUAAUGAGUCCCGGACAUUAUGCCAAAUUAAUUUAACCAAAAAUAAUGUAUUUUUUAUAGAUGUGUAAAUGUUUUGUGCCCAAGUUGUUUCGCUGUUGUUACUUUGUAUAAUAUAUCGGCCGUCCGUGUGUAACCGUUGUAAUUAAAUAAACUAUAUAACAUUCAAA
Danaus plexippus (monarch butterfly) is the source of this 3262-nucleotide messenger RNA. Its product is annotated as proton-coupled zinc antiporter SLC30A2-like. Gene Ontology annotation, molecular function: zinc ion transmembrane transporter activity. Lineage: Eukaryota; Metazoa; Arthropoda; Insecta; Lepidoptera; Nymphalidae. Gene Ontology annotation, biological process: zinc ion transmembrane transport; response to zinc ion. The record is from RefSeq and is a predicted model, not a curated record. Gene Ontology annotation, cellular component: plasma membrane. Bases 202 to 1461 code for a protein of 419 amino acids. The transcript is spliced from 10 exons.